Molecule: messenger RNA, 501 nt
Organism: Ambispora leptoticha
Lineage: Eukaryota; Fungi; Glomeromycota; Glomeromycetes; Archaeosporales; Ambisporaceae
Source: the annotation of a GenBank genome assembly
AUGUCACAAAAUCUUGAUAUCUCUUUUUCUAUUCCAAAUCUAGCAAAUGAUAUGAGUAAAGUCAUAACUGAUCUCAUAAAACAAGCAAAACAAUCCAAAGCUAUUUUAAAUUGGGAUGAAGAAUUUUUGAGUUUUGAAGUUAAAAAAGAGUUUACAAUCAUCCCAGUCACUUGUACUCAACAAAGAUCAACUAUGAAAUUAAUCAGUCUUGAGAGAGAACUCGAGAGUUCUAUUCUUGAAGAUAAUGAUAAUGAAUAUGAAUUUAAAGAAGAGAAGUUAGUUGACCAGUCCCUAUAUAUAGUAUAUGAAGAGCAAAGUGAGCAGCUUGUACUGAAAAUAGAAGUUCAAGAAAAUCUUAUAAAAAUUAAUGAUGAAGUCAUUGAACUAGAAGAAAAAGAAAGAAUUCAUCAAGAAAGAUUAAAAGACUAUAAUGGCUGCAUUCAUAAUAGAAAAGAAAAUAAUUAUAUUCAAUAUAAGAAAGAACAAGAUAUAUAUAGAUAG